Molecule: messenger RNA, 1687 nt
Organism: Ectocarpus siliculosus
Lineage: Eukaryota; Phaeophyceae; Ectocarpales; Ectocarpaceae
Source: the annotation of a GenBank genome assembly
AUGCACGUGGAGUCCCCGCAGACGCGGGCGUGCGUGUCGUGCAUCCCCUCCCGCAGCAGCAGCACCAAGUGCGCCUACUGCUGCGGAACCCCCAAUGCGGAGUGCGACCUGGAGUGGUCCUGGGGCGCGGUCCUCGCCACGCUUUCCGUGUCGGCGGUGUUCGCGACCUGCUCAGGCAUCCUCGCCUUGGCGGAGAAACGACGAAAGCGCAAAGGGAUUUCUCUGGCGAGAGCGUGGUCGAUCCCGCAGGGGAUGCCCGUGCUUCGAGCAACGGUGACAGAUCUAUCGGACGCUGUCAGAGGAAGGGCGUCGAUCUGGAGCGCGGAAGGCUUGAACGGCGCUGAUGUUGGCGAUGAUGACCUGCUUGAGCACGUCGGGUUGUUGGAGGAGAUCCCGAACGACUCGAUAUACGGAGCGCUCGUGCAGCAGCGCGACUCCGACAUCCCCGUGGCCAAGUUGGCCGAGGACAACUGGGUCACGGCCAUGGCGUUUGCUGGCGGCCAACCCAACCCAGACUCCGACCCUGUCACGUACGGCAGCACCAGCACUACCACCGCCAGCACUAGCAGGCGCGAGGGAGCGGGUCCAGAGGGCCAAGAAGAAGAAGAACAUACUUGGUCGGUUUCGAGGUGGAGAUCCGCGCGUGCGACCGCGAGACAGGCGCGACGCCUCAACAGCAGCGGUGGUGGCAGUCGUAGCGGUAGAGCUGGUGACGGCGUUGUGUCGCCCGCUGACCCUACCACCUUGGCAUAUAUUAGUACGCCGGCGGCGGGUCCAACCCCCAGCGGAGGGGAAGGCGUAGCGAGGGGGCGGGCGAGUAGGUGGGAACCCCCACCGCCUGUUGCUGUCUUAGGUGACGACCUAGAGACGCCGGGGGGGCGGUAGGACGGAGGGCCGAGCUAGUGAGUAUCAACUGAGCACCGUGUAAGUUAUGGCCACAGUGUGUGUCGCACUGCAUGUAGAUAUUCAUAGUCUAGAUGGAGACGACACGGUUGAGAGUUGAUCUAGCAAGGUUUAGAGGUGAAGUUCAUUUGUGUGUCUCUUGGCCUGGGAUUUUGUUUUGUUGGCGUAGGACAGCAACAGCAGCGGUGGCAAAAUCACAGUGUAAGGACACCCAGAGCCAGUUUCUUUAGUCCAGUAAAUGCAUUUGGGAUUUGCUUGUGUAAUGUUUUUUUUUGUCAUUUUUGUUGAAAACAAAAACGAGCUUAGCUUUUUGUACAAACCGGUUCUCCAUCCGAGACAGCAACAUGAUCGAGUAGAAGGACACCGAGCCAGUUUCCAAAGGCCAACACGGGCGUUUGGGAUUUGCUGGUGUUUGUAGUUUUUUUGUUUCAAGAAACCGGUCGUCUGUCUGUUUUUAGAGACAAACGCUAGGUCAAAUCUAGAUCUAACCUCGAGUAGAGUGUGACCCCGUUCUUGCCAUCGGCGCUGGAAUCAGGAGAAAGACAAAAAAUGGGCUUCAGAUUUCCCAAAGGGCAAUGUAUAGACGGCCGUGUGGGCGCAAUUAGGUGCACCACUUAGAUACAACAGAUUCGCGAUUCGUGUGCAACGUCAAGCGUAGAAAUUACUACCCCGAGACCGACGGAGUAACGUUAGGUUGUGGCAAUGAUGUUUGUUGUGCUUGCUCGUCUCGCCUGCCUUGGAACUUGGCACAUGUAGUGUGUAGUGUGUGCGGAGAGUCGGGGGG